This is a messenger RNA of Magnolia sinica, 1781 nucleotides long. Its product is annotated as metal tolerance protein 2. Gene Ontology annotation, molecular function: monoatomic cation transmembrane transporter activity. Gene Ontology annotation, cellular component: membrane. The transcript has 13 exons. Bases 155 to 1705 code for a protein of 516 amino acids. NCBI's taxonomy places the organism in Eukaryota, Viridiplantae, Streptophyta, Magnoliopsida, Magnoliales, Magnoliaceae. The record is from RefSeq and is a predicted model, not a curated record. Gene Ontology annotation, biological process: transmembrane transport; monoatomic cation transport.
AUUCUCCCUCAGAAGCAAAUUAAGAACCAAAACAUAAAGAAGCAGAAACACAAUCAGUGAAAAAACAGAAUCUCAAUAAAAGCCCAAACGCAUCGAAGCGAAGCCAAACAAAAUCAGAUGCAGAAUCGCUCAUAGAAACAGAAAUUCCUCCAAAAUGGGUUUCCGGUUCCCAAAUCUCAUCUAUCACUACAGAACCUACGCUUCCAGACUCUCUCCAACCACAGCCAGAAAUUCCCCAUUCCCAUUCCUUCUCCCAAUCGACUCUCACUACGAUUCCUUGCUUUCUCCAAACCAAAAUCACUCUAAAACCAGCAGGAGAUGGCAUGUGGGCCAUUCACAUCAUGAUCAUGCCGGAAAGGAGGCUGAUUACGUCUUUCGAUUGGGCCUUGCGGCCGACAUCGCAUUGGCUACUGGGAAAGCUCUUACUGGGUACUUGUCUGGAAGCACUGCGAUCAUCGCCGAUGCUGCUCAUUCUGUUUCUGAUAUUGUCCUUAGUGGCGUUGCUUUAUGGUCAUUUAGAGUUGCAAGGGCUCCUAAGGACAAAGAACACCCAUAUGGGCAUGGUAAGUUUGAGACUCUAGGAGCUCUUGGAAUUUCUGGUAUGCUUUUGGCGACUGCGGGUGGUAUUGCAUGGCAUGCUGUAGAUGUUUUGCAGGGUGUGCUGGCAAGUCCGGAUAUUCUUGAUCAUUCGUUGGUUCAUGGGCAUAUGCAUAACCAUAAUAAUGGCGGCCACCAUCAUGGGAUUGACAUGGAUCACCCUGUGCUGGCGUUGAAUAUGACAAUCAUAUCAAUUUGUGUCAAAGAAGGGCUUUAUUGGAUUACAAAAAGAGCUGGGGAGAAGGUAGGGAGUGGACUAAUGAAAGCAAAUGCAUGGCAUCAUCGUGCAGAUGCAGUGUCAUCUGUAGUUGCUCUCAUCGGAGUUGGUGGUGCUAUUCUUGGAGUACAAUUUCUUGACCCCCUUGCAGGACUUGUUGUCUCAGGCAUGAUUCUGAAAGCUGGUGUUGAAACUGGGUACCAGAGUGUCAUGGAACUGGUGGAUGCUGCUGUCCCACAACAUCUUUUAGCUACCAUUAAACAAACAAUACUCCAAGUUGAAGGUGUCAAGGGAUGCCAUCGCUUGAGGGGAAGAAGAGCCGGAUCAUCUCUGUAUCUUGAUGUACACAUUGAGGUAGAUCCAUUUUCAAGUGUCAGUGUAGCACAUGCCAUUGGUGAACAUGUCCGUCACCAAAUUCAGAAGUCCCAUACAGAAGUUGCAGAAGUCUUCAUACAUAUUGAGAGCUACAGAAGUGUCAGAGACUCACCCCUCUUUGGAGAUCCUGCUCUCUCACAAUGUUCCCCAACUAUAUCAGACCAGAAGAAUUUGAAUGGAGCAGCCUUCCAAAUUUCGAAUAUUUUCCCAAAGCAAGAAGAUGCUGAAGGCAUCAUUUCCAGUAUUUUUUCAUCGAAAUUCUCGGAGAAAAUGAAAGUUGAGCACAUAACACGCCACUUAUUACAAGGGAAGAUUCUGCUCGAAGUUCAGGUGUCCAUGCCUCCAUGCAUGUUGAUCCGGGAUGCUAUGAAGGUGGCUAAAGAAGUGGAAAAUGAGAUUUUGAAGGUUGCUCCUAAUGUAAAUGGUGUGAGUAUCCAGUUAAGGCUGGGCCAUCCAAUCCCGCAGCUACAUGACUUGGUAGAAGGUAAUGUAACGGGAAGCCAGAAUACUGAGUAACCAGCCUGUUUUGAAUUCUUUGUUGGAAUUAUGAUAAUGUUGUGAUGCCGGGGUCCAUUAAAGGCUUUUUUUUUUU